UUAACCCUAGUACUAGUAGUAGUACUACUACUUAUUAAUACUAGUACAAUUACUGUUAGGGCUAAAACGUAUGGUUUCGAUUUGAAUUUGUAAUUAGAGUUGACAAAACCACAAUGCUCAAUUGUUAGUGCCAGGUAACAGUAAUUCUCAUAACAGAAAUAGGGUUUCAGGAUUUAUUUAUACUCACUAUAGUAUAACAAUAAUUAGUUUAAACAUGUUGAGUACAAGUUAACUAAGCCUUGCUGAAUAUAAUUAUAACUUGUAACACUAACAGCAAGGAACCAUUUGGUUCUACAAAGUUCGAGGCUAUUCUUGUACACACAUCCUUGAGAAAGAGUCAAAAUUUUUAUGCACUCAUUAUUUAUCACUCUCAGGAAAUUUUCGAUUGCUCUUAUUUUAAACUCCUGUAAAACACUGACCCCUGCUGCUUCCAAGAUAAUGACUGACUGUGGUAACUUCGAUGUGGAGUCGUAUCGCCAACCGUGGGAGAGUGAUGAACAUUGGGUUAUGAGAAGAGACUUCUUAGUAACUCAUUCUGACAAGCUGCCUUUGAAUAGACUCUUGUGUUUAGCUCAAGUAUUUGUAAAUGUUGAGCUUUUAGGCUGCAGGUACCCUGUUCCAGUGAUGCGACAAGUAGCUGAACUUUCGAAGGAUAUAAAUAGUGCAAGAGAUUUGCAUAGUAAGCGGCAGGAUCGAACACAAAUUCAUUUUGUCAUGUCAAAUGAGGCCAAAAGGUCGCAACCUGUUAAAAGAACAUCAAAAUUAUCGUGAAUUUUGUGUGCAAGUGUGAGUUAGUUAAUACAGAAGUUUGAUGGAUUAUUUGGUAAUAAAAAACAUCGUAAACCUUGA
Molecule: messenger RNA, 849 nt
Organism: Limulus polyphemus (Atlantic horseshoe crab)
Lineage: Eukaryota; Metazoa; Arthropoda; Merostomata; Xiphosura; Limulidae
Product: partner of xrn-2 protein 1-like
Exons: 3
Coding region: 349-771 (140 amino acids)
Source: RefSeq, a predicted model, not a curated record